AUGCGUCGCCAUGGAAGGGCCGGUGGAGGGACGAAGGCCGUCACUCCCGUGUCGGACACCGUCUCUCUGAUCCAUUCUUUCGACUCGCUCACGAACCCCAAUCGGCCUGUCCGCCCGUCGCCAUUAGCUUCUUCCAGCAUCCAAGCACUGCCCUUGGAUCUAGUCGAUCGGUUGCGCUCCUUUCCUCUAUUCCAAUCCACCCCCGAAUCCUUCCUCGUCGCCGUCGGCCAACAUCUGCGCCCCCAGCUCAAUUCCGCAAAUGACUAUAUCUUGACGGAGGGCGACGAGGCCAAGGCAAUAUAUUGGUUGGUCCGCGGCGCCGUCUCGGUCACCUCUCGGGAUGGCGAGAGUAUAUAUGCGGAACUCGAACCUGGCGCAUUUUUCGGCGAGAUUGGCGUCCUGAUGGAUCGCCCCCGCACAGCGACCAUUAUUGCCCGGACCCGAUGCCUGCUAGUUGUCCUGACGAAGGAAGACUUCCGAAAGAUCUUGCCGCAUUUCCCGGACGUUGAGCAGGCCAUCCGGGAUGAAGCGCAGGAGAGACUGAUGAUACUGGAAAAGAAGAAGAAAGAAACUUCGGCGCCGCCAGUCGACCUCGAGAGCCAGACCCGCCGCGGUUCGAAGCGAUUACGAGAUACCUUCUCCCGAGACAUGAGCCUGGCUGAUCGCGAUGGUACGACACUCAAAUCCGUCAGCAAGAAACGGAAGUCUCCUAGCCCCGGGUUGACCGAUGGAACGUCGAGCGCCCUGGGGAACGGGCUUGUCAAUGUCCGCCGCCUACUCAAGGAGCUACCCUUGUUUGCCGGUUUACCAUCAGACAUCCUUCAUUUCCUAGGCCUCAAUUCGCAGCCUCGAUCAUAUCCGCCUUUCACCGACAUCAUCAAACAAGACUCGCAGGGUCGAGAGAUCUACUUCAUUGUUCGUGGAGAGGUCGAGGUUUUGGCUGAGAGGUCGUCACCGGGCCCAAAAUCCCCCCCAAACACCAUAGAGCACCCGGGGUUCGAAGUUAAAGCCCGGCUGAAACAAGGUCAAUACUUCGGCGAAGUAGUAAGCCUCUCGCUGGCACCUCGAAGAACGGCAACAGUUCGUUCUAUAAGCGCGGUGGAAUGUCUUAUGAUUGGCGGCGAUGUUCUCGCCGAAUUCUGGGAGAAAUGUCCCCAGAACGUACGGCAGCAGGUCGAGAAGACCGCUAGGGACAGACUACAAUCGGCUUCCGAUGGCGAUGUCGUCAUGUCCGAAGCAAACGAUGAGCCUUCGGCAGAAGAAAACAACCUCACAACAAAGGCAUUUAGGAGACAGUCGAUGCCACUCGUAACCCUCACCGAAACCGAGCUGGACAGCACUCAGACCACCAGUGCGACAGAUGACCAAGCCGUACUGCGACCUUCAGACCCCGACCCGUUUCAUAACGCUGGCCUGGACAAAGUCCGGUUACGAAGUCGACGAGGGUCUGUCGCCCCGUUGUCCCCAGCAGAGGUCUCUGGUGAACAGCACCGGACUUCCCCGUCAUCGGAGCCCAGGUCUACAAGUUCUUCGUUCCUGACCCUUCCCGAGACUCCGACGUCAGUGUCGUCGAAGUCAUUGCGUGAGCCUCAAAAAGACAAUCGCGGAGUCCUCCCCGACAAUGUCUUGCUCAAAAUCUUCAACUAUCUAGACCUCCAUGAUCUUCUUCGCAUACGAGCGGUCUCGCUACAUUGGUCAGAAAUGCUCAGCAAAUCUACAGAGUUGCUUCGCCACCUCGACCUGAGUCCAUACAAUCGGUGUGUUACCGAUGAUGUUUUGGUCAAAAUUAUCUGCCCAUUUGUCGGCAACAGGCCCCGAUACGUCGACAUCGGGAAUUGCUUCCACAUCACCGAUGAGGGGUUCAACAAAUUAGUCGCCACAUGUGGCGCCAACGUCAUUGCCUGGAAGAUGAAAAGCGUCUGGGACGUAACUGCAUCGGCGAUCCUCGAAAUGGCAACUAAGGCCACUGGUUUACAGGAGGUUGACCUCAGUAAUUGUCGGAAAGUCGGAGACACUCUUCUUGCCAGGAUCAUCGGCUGGGUCGUUCCAGGGCAACACAAGUCGAAUGAAGAGCUAGCAGCAAAGUCAGGGAAAGGCGCAAUGAUGCCUACCAUGCAAACUGCAGCCGGAACAGUAUUUGGCUGUCCAGAGUUGAGAAGGCUGACCUUAUCCUACUGCAAACAUGUGACCGAUCGAUCGAUGCACCACAUUGCCUCCCACGCAGCGUCAAGGAUCGAACAAAUGGACCUGACUCGCUGCACUACGAUUACAGACAAAGGAUUCCAAUUCUGGAACAAUACCCAAUUUACCAAUCUGAGGAGACUUUGUUUGGCCGACUGCACAUACUUGACUGACCAGGCGAUUGUCUACCUGACCAAUGCUGCAAAGCAGUUACAGGAACUGGAUCUGUCAUUCUGCUGCGCAUUGUCAGAUACCGCUACCGAGGUCCUCGCUCUUCAAUGCUCUCAACUGACGUAUCUCAAUAUGUCCUUCUGCGGCUCAGCCAUUUCCGACCCAUCGCUACGCUGUAUAGGUCUGCAUCUCCUCCACCUGAAACGACUCUCUGUUCGUGGUUGUGUUCGCGUCACUGGCGCUGGAGUUGAGGCGGUCGCAGAGGGUUGCAAUCAGCUCGAGUCCUUUGACGUUAGCCAGUGCAAGAAUCUUCUUCCCUGGCUUGAAGACGGCGGGCCGCUCAAGUAUAGAAACAAGAUCUGUUUCGACACAGUUGCUCAGAAUGGGCGAUUGUUUCGAUGA
This is a messenger RNA of Aspergillus terreus NIH2624, 2754 nucleotides long. RefSeq names its product cyclic nucleotide-binding domain protein. Bases 1 to 2754 code for a protein of 917 amino acids. The record is from RefSeq and is a predicted model, not a curated record. Gene Ontology annotation, molecular function: protein-containing complex binding; protein binding. Lineage: Eukaryota; Fungi; Ascomycota; Eurotiomycetes; Eurotiales; Aspergillaceae. The transcript has 2 exons.